Molecule: messenger RNA, 1928 nt
Organism: Anopheles coustani
Lineage: Eukaryota; Metazoa; Arthropoda; Insecta; Diptera; Culicidae
Gene: twf
Product: twinfilin
Exons: 4
Coding region: 141-1172 (343 amino acids)
Biological process (GO): regulation of lamellipodium assembly; barbed-end actin filament capping; actin filament depolymerization
Cellular component (GO): actin filament; myofibril; cytoplasm
Molecular function (GO): actin filament binding; actin monomer binding
Source: RefSeq, a predicted model, not a curated record
GAUAAAAGAAAAUUGUGAUCUCUCGCCAGACUUGCCCAUUUAGUUUGUUUUGUUUCCGCCGCCUGAAAAUCCACCGACACUGCCCAGAAUUUUGCUUCCAUCCGUUCCCCUAGUGCACAAAAUAUCGUCUCGCUUGCAUCAUGUCGCAUCAGACUGGUAUCAAGGCGAAUGCCGAAUUGUUGAAGUUCUUCGGCAAAUGCAAGGAUGGAAAAACCCGUGUACUGAAGGUCUCCAUCGAGAACGAGGAGCUUAGGCUAGUUAGCCACAGUGACGUCAAGCGGGACUGGGAAAAGGACUAUGACACACUGGUUAGACCGCUCAUCGAAGAAAGUACACCAUGCUAUAUUUUGUACCGAUUGGACUACAAAAUUCCCACCGGGUACGCUUGGCUGCUUAUGAGCUGGGUGCCAGAAUCGGCCUCAGUGCGACAGAAAAUGCUCUACGCUUCGACGAAGGCAACGCUGAAGCUUGAAUUCGGCUCUGGCCACAUCAAGGAGGAACUGAAUGCGACGUCCAGAGAGGAAACGACACUCCAAGGCUACCAUAAGCACCGAAUUGACUUUAGCACGCCGGCCCCGUUAACUAGUCGCGAGGAGGAACUAGCGGAACUCCGCAAAACGGAAGUUAAGACAGAUUUUGGAAUCGAUACCAAACAGCAGACGCUAGGGGGAAUAAACUGCCCAAUAUCGCCAGCUGCCGAACAAGGGCUGCACGAUAUGCGUAGAGGAGGCUACAACUAUCUUCAGUUCCGUAUCGAUCUUGAAGAGGAGAAAAUUCACUUGGUAAACGGAGCUAACAUCCAGUUGAGUGAGCUUCCGGCGCAGAUCCCAACGGACCAUGCACGCUACCAUUUGUACAUUUUCAAGCAUCACCACGAGGGAACCUACCUCGAGAGUGUCGUGUUCGUGUACUCCAUGCCCGGUUACAGCUGCUCUAUCCGCGAGCGUAUGAUGUACUCUAGCUGCAAGGGGCCGUUUUCGGCGACGAUCGAAAAACAUGGCAUCGAGGUGGCAAAGAAGCUGGAAAUAGACGAUGGGGCGGAGCUGACAGAGGAGUUUCUACAUGAAGAACUGCAUCCGCGGAAGCUAAAUCUUCGUCCGCAGUUCUCCAAGCCAAAAGGGCCCCCGAGCCGUGGCGCUAAAAGACUGACCAAACCUCAGGCCGUUGAGUAGGUCUGAUACUACUAUGCAAUUUGUCAAACACAUAGAACAUUUACUAUGGGAACGCUUUCGGUACGGCUUCCGUCUUAUUCGUGACUGUCCGCGGCCCACCCACCUUUCAUCGCAUUUCGCAGCGCAUUGUGGCAAUACAGUUUUACAUGUUCCCUUUUUGUUUUGUAUGUGUGAAAAAUAACUUAUUUGUCCUUUUUUAUGUAGACCGCAAACACAGGAACAACGAUUAGUAACUAGAAUAAUGCCCGACUAGACAACAAACCGUUAUCAUGCAGAACGAGCGAAAUUAUAUUUCAACAUAUGCCAACAGUAUGCUCAUAAAUUAUGUGUACAGAAUCGGAAGUAUUAUGCAAUCAAAUGUAGGCAGAUACAAAAACAAAACAACCCAAUUUGAGUUAAGUAGAUAAAGUCAAAAACAAUUUUAUAGAAUACCGGAAGUGUAACAAAAUUUAUCGGAUUCAAAAAACAAAGCAUCACGACUAUAUGGGCAAUCGUCGUUAAAUGUUUGGCCAUCGAUUACAGGAGACCCGAUUGCCUUGUGUUUCUUUCCGGCUCCUCAGGAGCACCAAAAGUUGUCUGUGUUCGUGUGGGGAGAUUAUUGAGAUUACGAGCGUAGUAUGGCUUAAUGGAAAAUUGCAUGAUGUGCUUCACCAUUGUCCGUCAAUAACAUUAUUUUCUUGUACGAGCUCAAAAUAAUCAAUCAAACAUAAUACACAAUCGAACUGAAUAAAGUUAUUAUUCUAUUUUUCAAAACGA